CGCGCAUGCAGGACCCGUCCCUACAGCAGCAGCCUGCCGCGGAGCCGUGGAGCCGGGAGCGUGGAGCCGCCAGGAGCGCACCGAGAGAGAGCCACAGAAGAUGGACGGAGUGGGAUCGUUCGGAGCGGGCCGGACCGGGUCCAGCAUCGACCCGAUCACCUUCGCCAAGCAGCCGCAGACCAUCCUCAGAGUGCUGUCAUGGAUAUUUUCCCUGGUGGUCUUCGCCUCCAUCGUGAACGAGGGCUACGUCAACAUGGGCAGCGAGCGUCUCCACUGCGUCUUCAACAAGAACGCCGACGCCUGUAACUACGGCGUGUUCGUGGGCCUGGUGGGCCUGCUGGCGUGCUCCUUCUUCUUCCUCCUCGACUACAAGUUCUCCUCCAUCAGCUCUGUCAAAGACAGGAAGAAGGCCAUCAUGCUGGAGGUUGGCUUCUCAGGUUUCUGGACCUUCCUGUACUUUGUAAGUUUCUGCUUCCUGGCCAAUCAGUGGUCUCGGACCACGCCUGAUGAGCUGCCACUCAACGCGGGGGCGGACGCAGCUCGGGCAGCCAUCGCCUUCUCUUUCUUCUCCAUCAUCACCUGGGCGGGUCUGACAGUGCGUGCGGUCCAGAAGUACCUGCUGGGCACGGACAUGACCCUGUUCACCACGGAGCACAUGGACGGCGGCGCACCCACCCAGCCGUACCCCUCCAACUCACCAGUAGGCGUAACCACUGAGACCACAGAGACCUACCAGAGCCCACCAUUCACUGAGAACAACGCAGCCCCCACAUACCAGGUUCCCAUUUACUAGAGCUGACAGACCCCACGGUGGAAGAGGAAGCUCGGGGGGGGGGAAAGGGAUGAAAAGUUAAAAGAAAAAUCGCUUUCAGUGAUGUCACACGUGCAGUUGUUUAUGUGUUGAUCUGAUUUUUCUGUCACUGUUAAAAAAAAUGGCCUCCGCUUCUCCGUCUGCUCGUCUCGUUCCCAGUUCCUUCCCCAACAUUCCAGCAGAUGAAAGAAAUGAAAAGAUAAAGAAAAACCAGGAAAAGGGAGAUAAAGAAGAGGAGGCCGCUUUGCAGUAUUCAAACACUAGUUUGUCAAGAAAAAAAACAACAGAUGAAGGCAUUAACAACUGACCGACUCCAUUUGGUUCCUGAACAAAGCGCAGCAGUGGGCACUCACAUGUGGCACCUUCACCCAUCUUCCUCCUUUCAUUCAUCCAAGCCGUCACAGGGAACGUUUCUUUAGCUUCAUACUCUCCGGCCGGUCCUCCCUCGUUCCCUGCUGCAGUGAAACGUGACCUCUUGUGUUGAAUCUGCAUGUUUCCAAACUUAGACACAUCAACUAAGUGCCAUACUGUGCUGUGCGUCUCAGACAGUGACUUCAUUUAGUAAAUCUUCACAUGCAGUAAAAGUAAAAAAAAAACAACGAUGACAACGUUUUGUGACCAAGUGCAAUAUCUCACAUUCUUAUGUAGGUAGGUAUGUACCGUAGCGUAGGUAGGCUAGUUACCGCCCGAUUGAGUUCAGGCACUGUCUCAAAUUACUGACACGUCUUUGGAUUGAACUCGCAAAUCUCAGGCAAGUGGGACACGGAGGAAAUUGUCGUUCUGAAUUGUUGAGCUUCCCCAGGUGAAGUUUGUCGGACACAUUCAUCCGCAAAGCUCGUCGUUGAUUUACAUAUAUCGUUACUCCGUCUUUUUGUCUUCCUUGGUAUUUUAAAGUCCAUUUUUCUACUGGGAAAACAACAUCACAAUGAAAACUAUUCCUCGAGGACGUGGUCACGAUAGCUUCAAGGGUCAGUUCUCACAGUUUGAUCACGAUUCAGUUAUAUAUCGGUCUCAGGCCCAGGGAGGAAGGAGUCAAAUGGGUUUCAAACGCACACAUUCAGUGCAACGACCUAGAAAAAGACGUAAAAUGACCAAAAGAGGCUAAAACAUUACGAUAGAGAGAAACAAGACGGCCCCGACUUUCCAUUUGGGGUCCUGCUCCUGUGCAGGGGGGGGGGGGAGAAUCCAUCCAUGGAGCCAAUGUCUGUGUGUUACAGUUUUUUGAGACAGUGCCCUGUGUUGAGUGUCGUACGUUUAAAUUGGGGCAAGUGGGGAGAUUCAAGUCAGGUGUGUUUAUGUUUACGUUUUAGAAGCUGCCAAACUGCCCUGUGUUCUUAUUGCUGUCCGUUGAUUACCACGUUACUACUUUGUUGUUAAUGUCCGUGGGAUUUUACGUAAUCACAGUGCAAAGGGCCCGGGGAGGGGGGGGCAACAGAUGAGCUCUGAACCUGGGAAAGGGGGGGCGGGGGGGGGUCAGGUCGUUGGAUCAGCACAGUCUCAGGCAAAAGCAAAAAAAUAAAAUGCCAUCUACCAGGAGAUGCGGAGAGUUAUUUGUUGCCACAGUGACGGGGGGCGGAGGUGGGUGGAUGCGGGUCACUAAUGAUGUAGAUAGUCAUCAUGCCAACGAUGUCGGUGUGUAGCAGUGUCUCUUGUGUCGUGGUUUCACAUACACUCGCCAUCAGUGAAUAUGUAUUCUCCGUGUGUGUCUGUGUGUGUCUGAGUGUGUGAGUCUGAGUGAUGCGUGUUUGAGAGAGACCCUUGGGUCUGUGUGUUUGUGUGGCGCUUCAAAGUUAUUUUCCUCGAGUGUGCGUUUGUCAGAGUUUUAGUGCAGAGGAGGAAAAUCAUAAAUCUGUUGGGAGCAUUCGAUAAUUUCCACUGAAUAACAAUCGUCUCUCUGCAGAAUAUAUUAUGUCAGUGUCACAGUCAAAAUAUGUCGAGUUAUGAAAUGAAAAGAAACGACUUGUUCUGUGUUUCCACGAAAAUGAAAAAAAAACGCCAAAUAUGAAAACUUCCUGUUUAAGUGAAUCGACCUGUAGAAUAUCUCGCCUGUUCUUCUAUCUGACCCCAUGUAGGCGGCGCCCCCUGCUGACCCGAGUAGGCUCUGCAGCAGAGGGAUCGCUGAGGCUCUCCUGAGUUUUCAAAGUUAUCAUGAUUAUAAUGCAUGGAAUUGUUGUAUAGGACUCAUUAUAUAUUGAAUACUGUGUCAUUCUUAAGUUGACUCCACAGUGUUUUUGCAAAGUGAGACUCGCCGGCCAAUGACGCAGCUGACAGGAUUCCCUCUUGUGUUUUAUUAAUCUCUGUUUAUUGUCAGAAUUCUGCCCAAACAACUUUCCUCUUUAGUGACGUUACCUCGAGCUCAUGAUCUUGCUAAUCACAUCAAUACAUGCAUGAGUGUGUAUAUUGUUUUUAAACAUCCAGGGGGAAAGAUGUGUCACCUGAUGUGGACUUUAAAUCUCCACAAUCACAAAUCUGAAACCAGAAUCCAGGAGCCUGAGCUGCAGGACGCUUUAUUUUCCGUUAUGAAAGCUCAUAGACAAAACAGUGUUUAAAGCAGCUUCUUAUUAUUAGAGGUUUAGAGGUAAGUCAUAAAAGCAAAGGGUUGUUCUGUAGGUAAAUGGAGAUAAAGCCCUGUCUGUUCUGUACUUUACUAGUUCAAUCACUUAAAAGUACUAAAAACAAAGAGCAUGGGUUUCUGCAUUUUUCUUCCACCUGCCUACCUGUGACUGGGUAGUUCAGUGAUCGACCGGAACUGAGGGAUAUUUCACUUUAAGACUUUGGUUUCGGGAAAUAGUGCAACACUGGUUUGGGUUCUAGAUUUCCAAAUCCUUUCAGGUACUUGUGUGUGGUGGUGGGAGGCUGUUAAACCUACGUGGUGCAGUCAAAGGUCUACACUUGUGGCUUCUUUUCACUUUUUGGAUCCUCAUCUUUCAGACAGCCACUCAUCACAUCUGUCAUUAUUGCUCAUUAUUAUUGCGCACAAAUGCACUGUCAUGCUGCCAUAAUGUUAAAUGGGAUGAUCAUCAAACCAUUUAAUGCACAUAAACUCUUAAAUCCCCUAAAUGUAGUUGUUUGCCUCAUUAGUGGCUGAGUCUGUCCUGAUUUCCUCUUGGAUUUAAAAUGAAUUUGAAGCUAAAUAAGUGUUAAAAGAGACAGAGUUUAGUGUCCAUCGUAUAGUAAAGGAAAUCCAUUUAAACUCUUAUGUUUAUCAAUAAUUUAAAUUAUAUACAAGCAUGCUGAAAUAUAUGAAAAACCACAAGUGUAGUCCUUUAACUGUGGGGGUUGGGAUGCCAGUAACCAGCUAAAUGGUUGAUUGGUGUGACUGGGGUAUUGAUGGAGGUACUAUUGAGGUACUGAUGGAGGUACUAUAGGGUACUGUCGGGUUGUAUUAUUGUUCUCAGUGCUUCAGUCUCUUCAGUCCGUGUGGUAAAUAAAAAAAAUAAUACAAGCAUAUGUGUUUUGUGCUCUGGCCCAUGUACACUACUGUGGUUAUUGGUCGAUUGUAAAAUACAGUACGUUAUUGAAGUAAAUGGAACCUGUGUGUGAUGAUGUCCAAGAAUUGGUUUGUCCUGUAGUAAUGAAAAAAAAUAAACAAUGAUAAUAGUAAUUAUUUAUUAACUAGAAUGCAGUCUUUGUUGGAAAUACUUUGUUUGACCGUCAGCACCGAGAUCGGAGCUUUGUGUGACGUUUUGCUCGACUAACACAAAAAGGUUCGGAUCUGUAGUGAAGCCAUCACCUGUGGGGAGUCCAGUAUAAUACAGUUUGUUGAUGUUAAAAUAUCUCCCCCAUAUAACACUGGUGAUGAUGAUAAAACAUUUUAACUCCAUCGACCCAACAAGUGAACACAGAUUUUGUGUGCUCCCCCUUUAACAUGUUUCUUCUGGGUCGUUUCUUCCUGUUCUGAAGGUGUUUGAUCUCUUCAGUGUAAAAACAUGCUGUGUACAGAGAUGUGUGUCACUGUCUAUUACCUGGAUGUCUCCGGACUGCAGUCUGACCGUCACUCCAAAUAAAAAAGAGAACAUGUUUUUGGA
Molecule: messenger RNA, 4839 nt
Organism: Platichthys flesus (European flounder)
Lineage: Eukaryota; Metazoa; Chordata; Actinopteri; Pleuronectiformes; Pleuronectidae
Gene: syngr3a
Product: synaptogyrin 3a
Exons: 4
Coding region: 101-793 (230 amino acids)
Cellular component (GO): neuromuscular junction; synaptic vesicle membrane
Source: RefSeq, a predicted model, not a curated record